AUGCGUUUCACUCAGACAAUCUUCGCCGUCGCAGCUCUUUCUGCCAUCGGCUUUGCUGAUGACAACGGCCCCUGCGACGACCAGAAUGACAAUGGCGUCACCUGCGUGAACGGCACACCUGUCAGCAGCAAUGGCGUCGCACUCGACACAAACACUGUUACCGACUCCGCAGCCGCCUCAACUUCUACUGGCAACUCUCGCCUCUCGGUCAUCACAUCAACUGAUACCAACAUCCUGGUCUCGACGACCAGAAAUGUUGUUUUGGAUACUACCUCGCUUCCUCACUCCCUCGAUACACGCACAUCGACCUACCUGAACACUGUCGUCCAGACUCUCGACUCUGCUUACACCACCAACACCUUGAACACCAACACUGUCACUGCGACUUCCAGAGUUGGAGGUGAUGCAGUCACCACUACUGCUUCGACCAACACUAUCACCACCGGCACUGCUGCUUCAUCGAGCUCUACCUCUUCGGGCGCUGCUGGGGCUCUCCAGACUGCGGGAAACGUUGCUUCCUUUGGUGUCGCCAUUGCCGCUCUUGGUUUCGCUGCUGCUCUCUAA
This is a messenger RNA of Aureobasidium namibiae CBS 147.97, 564 nucleotides long. RefSeq lists its product as uncharacterized. The coding region runs from base 1 to 564 and encodes 187 amino acids. The transcript has a single exon. Lineage: Eukaryota; Fungi; Ascomycota; Dothideomycetes; Dothideales; Saccotheciaceae. The record is from RefSeq and is a predicted model, not a curated record.